Heterocephalus glaber (naked mole-rat) is the source of this 1313-nucleotide messenger RNA. It is a transcript of the gene Atg3, whose product is annotated as autophagy related 3. Gene Ontology annotation, molecular function: Atg8-family ligase activity. Gene Ontology annotation, biological process: autophagy of mitochondrion; autophagosome assembly; nucleophagy. Gene Ontology annotation, cellular component: cytosol; phagophore assembly site. The record is from RefSeq and is a predicted model, not a curated record. Lineage: Eukaryota; Metazoa; Chordata; Mammalia; Rodentia; Bathyergidae.
GGGGACCCGGAAGGGGUGCUAGUGAAGCAAGAGGGAAGACAGCUCCCGAGAGGGCGAGGGCUGCGUGUGCACCCGCUAGUUCUCCCAGAUCUCCCCUGGGCCCGGCCACCGUCCCUCGCGUCCCGGUGACAGCUGGGCCCGGCCCGCCUAUCGCGGGGCCGGCCGCUGCUCCGGCCCCAGGAUGCAGAAUGUGAUUAACACAGUGAAGGGAAAGGCACUGGAAGUGGCUGAGUACCUGACCCCAGUCCUGAAGGAAUCAAAAUUUAAGGAAACAGGUGUAAUCACCCCAGAAGAGUUUGUGGCAGCUGGAGAUCACUUAGUCCACCACUGCCCAACAUGGCAAUGGGCUACAGGGGAAGAAUUAAAAGUGAAAGCAUACCUACCAACAGGCAAACAAUUUUUGGUAACCAAAAAUGUGCCAUGCUACAAACGUUGCAAACAGAUGGAAUAUUCAGAUGAAUUGGAAGCUAUCAUUGAAGAAGAUGAUGGUGAUGGGGGAUGGGUAGAUACAUAUCACAACACAGGUAUUGCAGGAAUAACUGAAGCAGUUAAGGAGAUUACAUUGGAAAACAAGGACAGUAUAAAACUCCAAGAUUGCUCAGCACUCUGUGAAGAGGAAGAAGAGGAAGAUGAAGGAGAAGCUGCAGACAUGGAAGAAUAUGAAGAAAGUGGAUUGUUGGAAACAGAUGAGGCUACUCUAGAUACAAGGAAAAUAGUAGAAGCUUGUAAAGCUAAAACGGAUGCAGGAGGUGAAGAUGCUAUUUUACAGACCAGAACUUACGACUUAUACAUCACUUAUGAUAAAUAUUACCAGACACCACGACUAUGGUUGUUCGGCUAUGAUGAGCAACGGCAACCUUUAACAGUUGAGCACAUGUAUGAAGACAUCAGUCAAGAUCAUGUGAAGAAAACAGUGACCAUUGAAAAUCACCCUCAUCUCCCACCACCUCCCAUGUGUUCUGUUCACCCAUGCAGGCACGCUGAAGUGAUGAAGAAAAUCAUUGAGACAGUUGCAGAAGGAGGGGGAGAGCUUGGUGUUCACAUGUAUCUUCUAAUUUUUUUGAAAUUUGUACAAGCUGUCAUUCCAACAAUAGAAUAUGACUACACAAGACACUUCACAAUGUAACAAAGAGAACGUAGAAUCUAUCCUAAUUAUUGAUUCUGAUUUUUGAAGAAUUAACCUGUAGAUGUGACCAUUGACCAUAUUUACCAGUAUGUACAAUUUCUCUAAUAAAGGGAGUUAUAUGUUUGUGCAUUAAAUAAAAAAAGUUCCAGUACUAGCCUUAUUUGUUUAAUAAAAAUGAAUGUGAAGA